Molecule: messenger RNA, 1404 nt
Organism: Penicillium riverlandense
Lineage: Eukaryota; Fungi; Ascomycota; Eurotiomycetes; Eurotiales; Aspergillaceae
Product: oleate delta-12 desaturase odeA
Exons: 1
Coding region: 1-1404 (467 amino acids)
Biological process (GO): lipid metabolic process
Molecular function (GO): oxidoreductase activity
Source: RefSeq, a predicted model, not a curated record
AUGUCGUCCACCGCUGUUCCCAAGCGCAUGGCGCUCCGUCGCAACCAGGCCACGGACAGCUCUGUCCCCAGCUCGGUGUCGCCUUCGCCCUUUGAUAGCCCGCGCCAGUCGCCCUCGUCGACCUCGCUGUCCUCGAUGGCCUCGGACCAGCAGCAGGAGAGCAAGAUGCUCGACACGUACGGCAACGAGUUCAAGCUGCCCGACUUCACCAUCAAGCAGAUCCGCGAUGCCAUUCCCGCCCACUGCUUCCACCGCUCCGCGGUCACCAGUCUGUACUAUGUCUUCCGCGACAUGACCAUCCUGGCCUCGGUGUUUUACCUCUUCCACAACUAUGUCACCCCGGAGACGGUUCCCUUCAUGCCCGCUCGCGUGGCCCUGUGGACUCUGUACACCAUUGUGCAGGGUCUGGUCGGCACCGGCGUGUGGGUGCUGGCCCACGAGUGCGGCCACCAGGCCUUCUCGCCGUCCAAGGUGCUCAACGACACCGUCGGGUGGAUCUGCCACUCGCUUCUGCUGGUGCCGUACUUCUCGUGGAAGAUCUCUCACGGCAAGCACCACAAGGCCACCGGUAACGUGGCGCGCGACAUGGUGUUCGUGCCCAAGACUCGUUCCGAGUAUGCUUCUCGCGUCGGCCGCACCCUCCACGAGGUCGGCGAGCUGAUGGAGGACACCCCGAUCCUGACCGCGACGAACCUGCUGCUCCAGCAGUUGUUCGGCUGGCCCAUGUACCUGAUCACCAACGUCACCGGCCACAACAACCACGAGCGCCAGAUCGAGGGCCGCGGUAAGGGCAAGGCCAACGGAUGGGGCGGUGGUGUCAACCACUUCAACCCGUCCAGCCCGCUGUACGAGGCCAAGGACGCCAAGCUCAUCGCCCUGAGCGACCUGGGUCUCCUCAUCACGGGUUCGAUCCUGUACUAUAUCGGGUCGACCUAUGGCUGGCUCAACCUGGCCGUGUGGUACGGCAUCCCGUAUCUGUGGGUGAACCACUGGCUGGUGGCCAUCACCUUCCUGCAGCACACCGACCCCACGCUGCCACACUACCAGCCCGAGGUGUGGAACUUUGCCCGCGGCGCCGCUGCCACGAUCGACCGCGACUUUGGCUUCGUCGGCCGCCAUAUCUUCCACGGCAUCAUUGAGACCCACGUGCUGCACCACUAUGUCAGCAACAUCCCCUUCUAUAACGCCGACGAGGCCAGCGAGGCCAUCAAGGGCGUGAUGGGUAGCCACUACCGCACCGAGGCCCAGAGCGGCUGGACCGGUUUCUUCAAGGCCCUCUGGACCUCCGCUCGCGCCUGCCAGUUCGUCGAGCCCACCGAGGGCGCCACCGGCGAGAGCCAGGGCGUGCUCUUCUUCCGCAACCAGAACGGCAUCGGUAUCCCGCCCAGUAAGGUGCCUCAAUAG